CCGAGGAGGAGGAGGCUACCAGCCGAGGGGGGUAGCCGAUUCCCGUAGAGGAUUUUCUGCUCUCGUCGUCCGAAUUAUUGAGUCGUGGCGGCGGCGGAUGAAAACAAAAAUAAAAGCAUCAUAAAACAUGGUGCUCAGUCCGACAGAAGAGCUUCCGUCGGGCCUGUGAGUGUCGGCCGGUUCCCAACCGCCGCCUCUUCGGGGGAUUCUGCUGUCUGAGUCCGUCCUGACCCGCGACACCGCCAGGCGAUGACAGCGGCUACAGCCACUCCGCAGGUGAUGAGAGACCGGCUGCUACAGGCCAUCGACGGUCAGAGCAAUCAGAUAUGCAACAUGGUGGUAGUUAUGGAGGUGAUCUCCUUUUUGGAGAAAUAUCCUAUCACCAAAGAGGCACUGGAGGAAACCCGCCUUGGCAAGCUCAUCAAUGAUAUCCGGAAGAAAACUAAGAAUGAGGACCUUGCAAAAAGGGCCAAGAAGCUCCUGCGGAACUGGCAGAAGCUAAUUGAGCCAGGGAAGGGUGAGGUGUUGUCUAAAGGACACACUGGUGCAUCAUGGUCUUCCAUUGGUGGUGCUCACCCUUGUAUCUCCGCUCCAGCUGCCACCACACCAUCAGGUAAAACAGGUCCAGAGCUGAAGAACAGAAAUGACUUCAACAACUGCUUCUCCCCGAAGGUGGAGAAACCGAGCAACAGGAAACGUAAGGGUGACCAGAAGGAAGGACAGCUCUUAACAGCCAAGAUAUCCAAAACGACUCUUAAUGAGAAAAUACAAAAUUCCAAACAGCUGCCAACCAAUGGAAUUGGUGGUAGCUCUGAAAUUUUUGCAGAUAAUCAUGCACAUCAGCCUUUAGACAAUGAGAUUCCUGAGCCUUUGGACAAUGACAGGCUGAAUAAAAUCCCAGUCAAUGCUGUAAAACCUCAUCCAAGUGCCCCGGGAUACAGCAAGCCUCUUAGCACUUCGUCUUUGCUAAAAGCAUCAGUUCUGCAGCAGCAAGCUAGACAGGAGCAAGCUGUCUGUGGGGGGCAGAAUCGACCCAGAAGCCCACGCUGUUCCUUGCAUAGUCCUCAAACUCCAAAGCAGGAAGCUGGUGUCAAACAAACUACAUCACAAGCACAGGGUCUUUCUAGCCCCUCGGUGAGGCCUGGGCCUGUGGACACCUCUGGCCUGGGGCCUUCCACUCAGCCUUUCAAUGGUUGUGUUCAGGGUUUGCACACAGACACUUCAGAUUUGGAUUCUCAUAGCAGGCCUCAAAGUACAUCUCUUUACAACUCAUAUGCCUCCUCCCACAGUGAUGUGGUCAGUUUGGAAGAUGGUGCUGUAAGCAAUACAGAGAAAAGGAAACGACAGAAAUACAGGCCUAAGGACCAUGUGAUAAAUUUAGAUGGACAGACUGUAGAAGACGGCACAAAAUCAGUCAGGUUAAAAGACAGGAGACUGACAUUUGACCCCGUAACAGGACAGAUCAAAUCCUCCUUUCAAAAGGAGCCAUGCCAGGAGACGGAGGUCAGAUUGAGCCACAGACCUGAAUCUCAGCGGUCUGAACAGCCGAAGCAGAACCCACCAGUUCCUCCCAGUCCCUUCCAGCAGACAGACUGGAAAGAGCUGUCUAGGAGUGAAAUCAUCCAGUCGUACCUUAGCCAGCAAAGCAACGUGCUGACGUCUUCAGGCGCUCACACUCCUGGUGCACACUUCUUCAUGACAGAGUUCUUGAAAAAAGAGGAACACCGAGGUACAGAUGUCAAGACAACUCACGUGUUGGCACCAGAACCCCCAUCCAGUGAUUUACCAGGGAUUAGCAGAGAGGUCAUCGAUGAAGACCUGAACAGAUUACACACACAGCACUGGUCUGGGGUUAACGGCUGCUAUGACACAAAGGGUACUUGGUAUGACUGGACUGACUGCAUCUCCUUAGACCCGCAUGGAGACGAGAGUAGGUUGAACAUACUGCCGUACGUCUGUCUGGACUGAAACUGACUUUGGGCUUCUGAAUUGGAAGUUAAAAGCUGCCUUCACUGUAAAGCAGAGCAACUCUGCACAUAUGAAGGCACUUUAUUUAAGUGUAAGCUGCUGUUUUGCACCGUUGAUGAAAGUGGAGUCAAUGUGCUGCCUGCUUGGGUGUGUGUGUGGAGCACACGGGGUGUGUAAUCAGUGUUUUUAUGAAUUUUUGAACACAGCAUGAAGGAAAGAGGCUAUGCAUUAACUGAAAUUGUUGGUGUUCAUUAAUUGUACAGAUGAGUUCUCAAUACCUGCCAUUCUUUGUGUGGGAAAGGACACCACAUUAAACUGCACAGCAAGGCUACGUUUUAUUCGUCUUAUGUUAUCCACAUGCCUUGUGGAAUGUGACUUUUAUGCAUCCACUCACAUUUAGUCCACAGUGCAGUAUUUUUUCAUUUGAAGUUUAGUUUUUAAAAAUGUGAUUCAGUCAGCUUUCAGUAGACAGAAGUGAGCUACAUAUAUCGAGCAGAUAUCCAACAGAUGCAUCUGUCACUAAAGUUUUUGAAUCAUCUUGAACAAGGCUGUUAAGCUGUUAAAUUAACGCCAUUUUCAAAUAACUAUCAUCAUUACCGUUUGUAUUAACAACUUUAAACUGUUGUGAAAAAAACAUUUGUCAUUGCACCUUUAGAACCGCUGUCCGCUCAUUUCUCAACUGUCUCACGCAGGUACUUUUUGCAGAAAUAACAACUGACAAAUCAGCUUUAAAACAUUUGAAUAUUUUUCUUGUGUUGUGAGGUUUGACUGCUGUUAAUAAAGUGACAUGAAACUGCCAGAUGUGACUGGGCAGUCUGGGGUGAGAGAAGAAAAGGCUCGUGUGGGGGUUGAACAAUGCACGCUGAUAAAGAAAUGUGGCUGUCAUGUAUGAUAUUUAUUUACAUUUACAUAUUCGUUUAAAGACUUAUAUACAUGCUCAGACCACACUAAAUCAUUUUUGUUACAUUUCUUUAUUCAGAAUUGGUUCAGCGAUGCAACAGUCCAACCUUUCUCCUGCUGAUACACCAGCCUACCUUUUAUAGGAAAACCCUCCAAAAUGACACAUUUUGAUAAUGUGAACUAAUUUUAUUUUAUACUUGCCUUUUCCCUUUACUGUGUAUUUAGGCUGUAAAAUAUGAAUUAAAAUGGCAGAGCAGAUUAUGCUUCUAGCUUGCAUCUUUGUACUGUCAGGAAGACCUGAGAUAUAAAUUGACAUGCUGGAUAAAGUACUUAAUAUCAUUCCUUUAGAUAUUGUUUGCCUUAUGGAAACCUGUGUUUUCCCUAAAGAUGAAGCCUUAGUGAAUGUACAGAAAUUAGCCUUUUGUGUUCAGUCGAAUGCAGAAGAGAACAUAUUUGCUACUUUGUCCUUUAAGUGGACAUGUUGAUAUGUGUUAAUAAAAAAAUGAAGGAACUGUGA
This is a messenger RNA of Epinephelus lanceolatus (giant grouper), 3385 nucleotides long. Its product is annotated as mediator of RNA polymerase II transcription subunit 26. Gene Ontology annotation, molecular function: transcription coregulator activity. The record is from RefSeq and is a predicted model, not a curated record. Gene Ontology annotation, biological process: positive regulation of gene expression; regulation of transcription by RNA polymerase II. NCBI's taxonomy places the organism in Eukaryota, Metazoa, Chordata, Actinopteri, Perciformes, Serranidae. Gene Ontology annotation, cellular component: core mediator complex; mediator complex; nucleus.